GACAAAACUAGGAAUUGGUGAUCAGGUGAUACUUUUGAUAUUUGCAUAUAUUUGAUUUCAUUCAGAUUAUGGAAAAUGUAAAUAAAAAUCUAUUUAUUAUAGUAAUAUUUUAAUAAAAUUAGUAAUCUUGAAAAAUGGAGAAACGUAGCUAACUAUGGGAGAAAAAGCUGCCUAAAACGUCGGGUUGUUUCUGAGGUCAAUGCCUAAACAGCUAAACUCGAAAACCAAAUGACAACAAAAAAGCAUCAAAAAAAAAAGAAAAAAAAAAAGAGAGAAAAAUAAGAGAAAUCGAACCCCCAAAUAAGGAAUUCUGACAGAGUCGCCUGCUAGAUUUGUUUUCUUUCUCUCUCGUCAUCUCUCUUCCUCUCUGUAAUCCCAACCGGAGUUACGAUUCCUUCUUAUCGUAACUCCUGCUUCCGAUCUCGAUCCAAUUUUCACUUUUGUUUUGUCCGAACGGUAAAUCAUUUCGCGGCUUUUUUUUUUUAAGGUAAUUGAUCUCGAUCCUUGAAGAAAAUUCGUAAUUGUAUAUGCGCGACAAAUGUGUAUUGAUGCAUUCGUAUUGGUGUAUUGUUUAGGGAAGGAGGAAUAAGCAAAUUUUGAUUUGAUUCCGUUUUUUUGGGGGUGUUAGUGAUCUUUUAGAUGAAGUAAAGAAAUUUUGAUUAUUGAGGGGAUUAUGUGAGUUAUGGUAUCAUCGGCAACUAUAUUGCGGAUGGUAGCACCAUGUUGGAGGCGACCUUCUGUUAAAGGAGAUCAUUCUACUAGAGACGCUAAUGGUCGAUGUGAUGGUCUUCUUUGGUAUAAAGAUUCUGGUAACCAUGUUGCUGGAGAGUUCUCUAUGUCUGUUAUUCAAGCUAAUAAUCUUCUCGAAGAUCAUAGCAAGCUUGAGUCUGGACCUGUUAGUAUGUUUGAUUCUGGUCCUCAAGCUACUUUUGUUGGUGUUUAUGAUGGUCAUGGUGGUCCUGAAGCUGCCCGUUUCGUUAAUAAACACCUCUUCGACAACAUCAGGAAGUUUACAUCAGAGAAUCAUGGAAUGUCUGCCAAUGUUAUAACUAAAGCGUUUUUAGCUACGGAAGAAGAUUUUCUUUCUCUUGUCCGGCGGCAGUGGCAGAUUAAACCACAGAUUGCUUCUGUUGGAGCUUGUUGUCUGGUAGGGAUCAUAUGUAGUGGAUUGUUGUAUAUUGCAAACGCUGGAGAUUCUCGGGUUGUGCUAGGAAGACUGGAAAAAGCGUUUAAAAUUGUCAAGGCCGUUCAGUUAUCGUCUGAGCAUAAUGCAAGUCUUGAAUCUGUGAGAGAGGAGUUGCGCUCGUUGCAUCCAAAUGAUCCUCAGAUUGUGGUCUUGAAGCACAAAGUUUGGCGUGUCAAAGGUAUUAUACAGGUUUCACGGUCGAUUGGUGAUGCAUACUUAAAGAAAGCAGAAUUCAACCGGGAACCAUUGUUGGCAAAGUUCAGGGUCCCUGAGGUUUUCCAUAAGCCCAUCCUUAGAGCAGAGCCGGCAAUUACAGUACACAAAAUCCAUCCAGAAGAUCAGUUUCUUAUAUUUGCAUCAGACGGCUUGUGGGAGCACUUGUCCAAUCAAGAAGCUGUUGACAUUGUGAACACAUGCCCGCGCAAUGGGAUUGCAAGGAAGCUCAUAAAAACAGCUCUAAGAGAGGCAGCAAAGAAGAGAGAGAUGAGAUAUUCGGAUCUAAAAAAGAUCGAUAGAGGAGUGCGGAGACAUUUUCAUGAUGAUAUAACAGUCAUAGUUGUGUUUCUUGAUUCACAUCUCGUCAGUCGCAGUACCUCACGCCGACCUCUCCUCUCCAUCUCAGGUGGUGGUGAUUUAGCUGGACCUUCUACUUGACUCUACUCUCACCACAUCUAUAUAUAUCUUAUAUAUACAUUAUCCACUAUAUAUAAAAACACAUUGCAAAACGCAAUUCAAGUUCCUUCUUUUUUUUUUUCUCUAUAUAUAAAAAUUUCCUCUUAACUCUGUUUUUUAUUCAUCCCAAAAAAAAAUGAAGAGUUGAAAUCCAAUGUAUAGGUCUUUUGGCAAACUGAGUUUAUUAUGGAUAAUAUAAAGAGAUAUCACUUGUUGGAAAGA
This is a messenger RNA of Arabidopsis thaliana (thale cress), 2080 nucleotides long. RefSeq names its product Protein phosphatase 2C family protein. Gene Ontology annotation, cellular component: plasma membrane. The record is from RefSeq and is marked reviewed. The transcript has 4 exons. Gene Ontology annotation, molecular function: protein serine/threonine phosphatase activity; cation binding. Bases 683 to 1840 code for a protein of 385 amino acids. Lineage: Eukaryota; Viridiplantae; Streptophyta; Magnoliopsida; Brassicales; Brassicaceae.